Molecule: messenger RNA, 1183 nt
Organism: Amborella trichopoda
Lineage: Eukaryota; Viridiplantae; Streptophyta; Magnoliopsida; Amborellales; Amborellaceae
Product: SAGA-associated factor-like protein
Cellular component (GO): DUBm complex; SAGA-type complex
Source: RefSeq, a predicted model, not a curated record
GCACCAUUCGUAUACGAAUUGUCUUUUUUCUUUUUCUUUUCCAAAACAACCAUUUACUUUUGCUAAUUUUCUCUAUCUUUAAUGAAUUUUCUCUGAAUCAAUUUCUUUUACACGCAGGUGCAUUCAAUUUCUCAAUUUUCAUAUCUCUAAAAUAUUUGUUCCUCUUGCCAGUGGAUACAAACUUGAAUUCUCCCUUGGUUGUUACAAAAUCUUGGCCGGACCACACCAUUAGCUUUUCUACAGUUUCUCUCUCUAAAAUCAUACGAGUGAGGAGUCUCUCUCUAGAUAGGGCCUGGAAUUAUCUGAUAUAGUAAAGAGUGGGGUCUCAGCGAUGUCCAUGUCCAAGGAGGACAACAACUCUUUCCAUUCUCAGUUAUCAUCUCAUCUCUUCUCUGAUCUUCUUGACUCACUGAUAAUUGAUGUGGCAUCUGAAUGCCACCGGGUAGCAAGAUUGGGCCUUGAUCGAAAUUUGGAGGAAGAAGAAGAAGAGUUGAGACUCUCAGCUCAGGCCAGGGUUAUGGUGGCAGAUUCAAGUAGCAAUUGUGAGACAAAUAGCAAAUAUACGACGGAUAUCUUUGGGCAGACACAUCCGGCUGUUGCAAGUGAGAUCUUUGAGUGCAUGAAUUGCGGGCGCUCAAUUGUGGCUGGUAGAUUUGCUCCUCACUUGGAAAAGUGCAUGGGAAAGGGUCGAAAAGCUCGAAUGAAAUUAACAAGGAGUUCUACUGCUACACAGCAACGUCAGUCUCGUGGGAGCCCUAAUUCCAGCUACACCCCAUAUAUGAAUUCUUCUUCCAAUGUUCACUACAGUAAUUCGAGGGUUUCUAAUGGAACAUCAGGCAUGAUGAUGGAUGAGUAUCAGAAGUCUAGCACUGAACCAACAGAGGGGACGUCUGAAGAGAGCCGUUAAGAUUUAUUGGUUAAGUGAUGAGUUCUUAUUAGUCUAUACAAGCUUUUUGGGUGGUCUGCUUUCAUACAACCUUGCAUGCUUUUCUAGUCAUGAUAUGUAAUCACCUUAUCAGCAGAAGCCUUGAUUAAAAGCUAAUCAGGCAUGGCCUUUGGUAUAUUUUCUAGAAUUACAUGUCUCGUAUUUGGGUUUCGUCCUCCCAUUUUGGCAGAACAUGCAAGGAAAAGCAAGAGAUGGUUUGUAGGUUCUUGUCAACAUUAAUCAUAUCCUUUUUGUUUC